This is a messenger RNA of Dipodomys spectabilis (banner-tailed kangaroo rat), 2081 nucleotides long. RefSeq names its product collagen type IX alpha 3 chain (gene Col9a3). Lineage: Eukaryota; Metazoa; Chordata; Mammalia; Rodentia; Heteromyidae. The transcript has 31 exons. Bases 1 to 2001 code for a protein of 666 amino acids. The record is from RefSeq and is a predicted model, not a curated record.
AUGUGGGACUGUGUGAUGCAUUCCCCAGGGGUUGUCUUGGCCCUCAGCUUGCUUCCCAAGUGCCCCGUGGGCUGGGGCGACCCCCUCACCCUGGGAGAAGCUGGCCCUCCAGGCCUACCCGGGUCCCCCGGGCCAAAGGGGACUCCAGGAAAACCAGGAAGACCAGGAGAGGCGGGCCUGCCCGGCCUGCCCGGCGUGGAUGGUCUGACAGGGAGAGAUGGACCCCCUGGACCCAAAGGUGCUCCUGGAGAGCGGGGCAGUCUGGGACCCCCAGGACCACCUGGGCUGGGAGGCAAAGGCCUUCCAGGACCCCCCGGAGAGGCGGGCGUGAGCGGCCUUCCCGGUGGGAUUGGCCUGCGAGGCCCCCCGGGACCCUCUGGACCCCCAGGCCUGCCCGGACCCCCAGGCCCUCCCGGACCUCCCGGCCACCCUGGGGUCCUCCCGGAAGGCGCCGGUGACUUGCAGUGCCCUGCCAUCUGCCCACCCGGCCCGCCUGGGCCCCCAGGAAUGCCGGGGUUCAAGGGGCUGACAGGCUACAAAGGGGACCAGGGAGAAGUUGGCAAAGACGGAGAGAAGGGUGACCCAGGGCCCCCCGGACCUGCUGGCAUCCCAGGCACUGUGGGGCUACAGGGACCCCGAGGAUCGCGAGGACUGCCCGGGCCCCUCGGACCCCCUGGUGACCGGGGUCCCAUUGGUUUCCGAGGGCCCCCCGGGGUCCCAGGAGCACCUGGGAAAGUGGGUGACAGAGGUGAGCGAGGCCCAGAAGGUUUCCGUGGCCCCAAGGGUGACCUUGGCAGACCUGGUCCCAAAGGACUUCCCGGCGUGGCCGGGCCGGGCGGAGAGCCGGGCAUGCCAGGCAAGGAUGGCCGGGACGGCGUGCCAGGACUGGACGGCGGGAAGGGAGAGGCCGGGCGCAACGGUGCCCCGGGAGAGAAGGGUCCCAACGGGUUGCCGGGCCUUCCUGGACGAGCAGGCUCCAAAGGGGAGAAGGGCGAGCUGGGCAGAGCCGGAGAGCUGGGUGAAGCUGGCCCUUCCGGAGAGCCAGGCAUCCCCGGGGACAUGGGCGUGCCCGGGCAGCGAGGCGAGGCUGGCCACAGGGGCUCCGCGGGGGUCCUUGGCCCACAAGGCCCUCCGGGAGCCCCUGGCGUCCGCGGCUUCCAGGGCCGCAAGGGCAGUGUGGGCGAUCCCGGCCUUCCUGGCCCCCAGGGCCUCCGUGGUGAUGUGGGUGACCGGGGCCCCGGAGGAGCCUCAGGUGCUAAAGGAGACCAGGGCUUCGCAGGUGCUGACGGGCUCCCUGGGGACAAAGGAGAGCUGGGUCCCAGUGGCCCCAUGGGACAGAAAGGAGAGUCUGGCAUUCGGGGGGAGCUGGGCCCCAAAGGCCUUCAAGGACCCAAUGGCACUGGUGGCGUGCAGGGAGUCCCCGGCCCCCCGGGGCCCCUGGGUUUGCAGGGCCUGCAGGGCGUCCCCGGCCCCACCGGGAAAGCCGGCGUUCCGGGCAAGGAGGCCAGUGAGCAGCGGGUCCGGGAGCUGUGCGGAGGCAUGAUCAGCGAGCAAAUCGCGCAGCUGGCUGCACACCUGAGGAAGCCGUUAGCACCCGGCGCCAUCGGCCGGCCCGGCCCCGCCGGCCCCCCCGGCCCCCAGGGCCCCCCGGGCUCCACCGGCCACCCUGGCGCUCGGGGGCCCCCUGGGUAUCGUGGUCCCACCGGGGAGCUGGGAGACCCUGGACCCAGAGGAAGCCGAGGCGACCGAGGAGACAAGGGCACGGCCGGCGCGGGGCAGGACGGACCCGCGGGGGACCAGGGGCUCCAAGGGCCCCCAGGUGUGCCAGGCACCAGCAAAGAUGGCAGAGACGGCGCUCCGGGGGAGCCGGGGCUUCCUGGGGACUCUGGCCUUCCGGGCGCUGUCGGGGCUCAAGGCACGCCAGGAAUCUGCGACACUUCCGCUUGCCAAGGCGCCGUCCUGGGAGGGGGCGGGGAGAAGUCCGGUCCUCGGAGCUCCUGAAGGACGGCUGUCAGGAAGCGGGAAGCCAGCGUGGACGUCGGGGGCAGCGCACAGCAGCCCUGCCCAGGGGGCCGCUCGCA